Molecule: messenger RNA, 1596 nt
Organism: Dinoponera quadriceps
Lineage: Eukaryota; Metazoa; Arthropoda; Insecta; Hymenoptera; Formicidae
Product: potassium/sodium hyperpolarization-activated cyclic nucleotide-gated channel 2-like
Exons: 4
Coding region: 1-1596 (531 amino acids)
Source: RefSeq, a predicted model, not a curated record
AUGCUUCGCGUCGAGCACGAGUGCGAAAUAGGUCCCAUGUACGGGGAAAUAUUUUUCCUCCCCGACCGCGGUCUCUUUCAACGAGUGUUAGACGCCUUCCGCCGUUUAAUGAUGGCAUCCGACAAGAAUCCAGGCACUCGCAAGUACUUGCGCAGUCGCGCCACAGUAAUCACCGAAAAGCGACGGCACUUGCGUAAUUACAAAUACGUCCUGCACCCGUGCAGCAUCCUCAGGCACUAUUGGGACUUAAUAGUGAUUUUAACGGCAUUGAGUUUAUUCCUGGCCGUUCCGUAUCAAGCGGUCUUCGAGAUAGAAGAGCGUCUGCUUUACUGGACGAUUCUCAAAAAUUGCCUCCUUGUCGUCUGCUGCACGGACGUGGCCGUUAAUUUCUUUACAGGGUACCUCGACAAUGAGCAGCGCAUCGUUGUGAUGGAUUUGAAGAAAAUCAUGAAGAGGUACGUGAGACACGGCACCUUCGUGCCGGACCUGCUGGGCUCUCUACCGACCGACCUUGCCUUCCUUCUAAUAUGGCAAAAAUACAAGGUCACUCGCGAGCUGACGUCUCUGACGUGCCUGUUCCGCGUGUUCUCCUUCGCUUCUUAUAUGAGGAAAAUCGCUCGCGCCUACGACGCCCCGAUGGCUAUCUACGACGUAUGCGUAGUGGUAUUCUGGUUGGUGAUCGCGCUGCACUGGCAGUCUUGCCUCUACUGGUUGGUACCGAUAGCGACGACCUCCCUGCGUCUGCCGAAACGUCCGAGCAACGACUCUUGGAUCCACAAGGCGCAUCUUUGGGAGGAACCGAAAGAAUGGCAGUAUCUGCUGUGUCUCCUGCGCGCCAUGCCCAUCUUCCUGAAAUCGGGCUGCUUGCACAGCAAGCCGAAGAACGAAGCGGACCUCACGAUGCUGCUCGUCCUGCAGGUCUUAGGCACCCUGACCAUCUACAUCCUGACCGGCCAAGCGAUGCAGCUGUUCAAGGGUGACAACAGCUCGAAGAUCAAAUAUCACAGCAACAUGGCGCAGCUGAAGCGAUACAUGAGGUACCGGCAGCUGCCGCGCACGACUCAGCAUCGCAUCGUGGCGUACUACGAGUUUCGCUUUCAGCAUCGCUACUUCCGCGAGAACGAGAUCCUCCACACCCUGUCCAUUCAGAUGCGGCAGGAAAUCGGCAUGCACGCCUGCCGCAAGCUCGUGGAGAACGUGACGUUCUUCAGCAAUCUGCCCUUCCUGUUGUUGACGCGCAUCGUCGCCCUGCUGAAAUCCGAGAUAUUCCUAACGAACGACGUGAUCGUGCGGGUCAACCAGCCGGGCGACUGCAUGUACUUCAUCGCCACCGGCACGGUGGCGAUCUACACGAGCUCCGGCAAGGAGGUGUGCCACCUGGAGGACGGCGCGCAUUUCGGGGAGAUCGCGCUGGUGAUGCCGGACGAGCGUAGAGUCGCCAGCGUCGUCGCCGUCGAGAUUUGCGAGCUGUACCGGCUGGACCGCGUCGACUUCGCCCGAACGAUUCAUCCGUAUCCGAUGUUAUGGGAGCGCAUCAAGAACAUCGCCGUCGAGAGGCACGAGAAAACGAUGAUACUUAAUAAUACCGGGCAAUAG